AAAAAAAAAAAAAGGGACAUGAUCGACUGAGUUACUCGACUCGACUCGACUGACUCGACUCGACUCCAUCGUACCGGUACCGCAGAUCUGACUCUACCAUGGCAACAGCGCAACAGCACGUGCAGUAAUCUCGAGCUCUUUGCUGCAGACAUCGAAUUAGCAUGUCCUCUCGAUCUGCAGCUCGAAAGGAUCUUGGGCAAAGCUCUGACACUAUGUAGCUAGCUAGCGCAGUCGAAUCCAGGGGUAUCAUGCAUGUGUAUUGUUAUGCUCAACGAUCGAUCGAGUGGCAUCCGAGGUUGUCUGAAGUCGAUCCCGCAUGUAUGAUUCCGGUACCCACACCACACCACAGCAGAGCAGAUUGACUGAAGCGAAACGGUUGAUCUGAAAGAAUGAUAGCUGCAUCGAUCGUUGGAGUUGUUCCAAAAGAUCAAACUUACGUAGGUCUUGGCGGCACUGCAGAAUGGGGUAGAGGACUGAAAUUUUCAUUUAUUCCCUAUUCUUUCAUUCUUUUCAACCUGGAUCCAUAGUGGUUUCAUGUACUUGACCAAGGACGCAUAGCUUGAGACCGACCACCUAAUCAGAUCAACUAUCAGGUCAAGACACAUCCAGCCAGCCAGCCAGCUAGCUAGCUAGACAUUCGUCGAUCAAGCCAUGGGAAAGAGGCGAAACCGCAAGCGCAACCGUCAACCGAGGAACCGAUUGCUUCAGUUCAGGGCGCAGUCUUUGGUGCAGAGCGUGCAAGACGAAGCAGGACAAGAAGAAUACAAGACCAAUCACAAGAAAUUCCUUCAAGAGAUUGCAGAUAUUGAAAAGGAUUAUUUGAGCCGCACUGUCUUUGUAGGCAGUGUCAAGUCACUCAAUGAUCCUACGAAUCUCAAAUUGCUCAAGAGCUUUUUGGAAGAGAAUUAUGGCCGUGUAGAGAUUUGCGAGAGACGGUUCAAACGGGGCGAGAGGUACCCACGAGGGCGUGUGCGUUUCUAUGAUCGAAAGGAUGCCGAGAAGAUAUUUGGUAUGCCUCUCAUCGAAGCACUCAAGCAAAACAAGGCUACCUCCGCGGUUUGCUUUACUGUGGGGUACGUCCCCAGGAGAAGGAGCCAUCCAUGCAUGAAUGAAGAACCCAAGAUUACGAUCAGGCCCUCGUCCAAGUAUCCUGGGAUGGUGGAAAAUGAACUGGAGAAUUCCAAGCUCAUUAGUAUCAAUACGGAACUUCUUUCCUUCGGGCAUUGGUUUCCAAUGGGAAAGGAUGAAUGCAUGAACAUGCCUGGACUUGAGACGAUUGGAAGAACAGACAAACACCUUUGGGUGGAAGAGGAGAAGAACACCCAAGUAAACCCAAUCGUUUCAUUUGACUUCAUGAAAUCAGUGGUCGAGCUGGAUAUGACGCAUUGUGAGGCAACAGACCCUUCAAUUGAUCCUUCCUUUGGUAUCCUUCUCGCGACAAUGCUCAGUUCAUUGAAAAGAGACGAAAAGAAAUUCGCCUCCUUUCGCUUCAAAGAUCUAGCCCAUCCGAUGGAAUUGUGUCGGUGUGACCAAGAUCAAUACUAUUUGAUCUUUUCGUUGAAGCAUCCGCCUCGUCUCUGCUCGACCUGGACGGAAACCAAUGGCUGGGAGAAACGAGAGCGUCACACAUCAAUUGCUGGGUUGGGAGAGGAGGCGUUUGGAUCUUGCUUGGGCUAUAAACUUCGAAUCAGCAGUACGGAAAUGAACAGAUUGCUUCUGAACAGGAAGGGAGUGGAGAAGCUGCACAAUUUCGGAAUUCUCCGCGACGGAGUCGACUCAAUGCAGCAAGCAGAGGCCUUCCAGGUCGAGUUGGCCAACGAGACACAAAGAAUUGCCUUCAACGGACUUCUGGAAAGCAUGGGAAACUCAAAGGUUGGGCUGCUUGUCCGUUCCAUCUUGGACAACCAAUCAUGUUGUUGGCUCCACAUGUUUGAGGAUCGCGCUACUACUGAUGAUAAUCGCCUUCAAGGCUUUUGCGACUUGGUCUGUCAGGGCAGUCCAAACACGGUGGCAAAUGUGUUGACUCAAAUGAAAGAUUCUCACGGCAAGACGAUUUAUCCUGCCCACAUGUUUCUUGCCUUGCAUGGAGCUGCGGUCGAAGAAGAUGAAACUGAGCCACGCUCGAUUCCUCAGUUCUGCAUCGAUCUGCCAAGGCUUAUCAUCACUCCUACGCGAGUGUGUGUUGCAGGGUUUCAGCAAGAAGUUAGCAACCGCCUAGUUCGGAAAUUCCUACAAGAGUACAGCUUUGCACCUGAAUCUUUUGUUCGGGUCAGUAUUGGAGACGAAAACAGCGACAAGCUAUUCUCCGAUGACCUGCAAGCGGGAUCCUUGUCAACCAGAAUCAAGACUUUGCUCCUGAAAGGAAUCAAAAUCAACGGUGCUACAUACAGAUUCCUGGCUUAUUCGUCGAGCCAGCUCAAGGAACUCUCAGUGUGGAUGGUAUGUCCAGAAGACGGGUGGUACGCAGAAGCGAUGCGAGACUCCAUGGGCGACUUUUCCAUGUGCAAGACCCCUUCCAAGUACGCCGCCAGGAUUGGCCAGUGUUUUUCAACUACAGUUGAAACACGUGGCCACACGGGUAUUGGAGGGGACAGAACCAGCAAUUUGCGAGUAAAGGAUGAUCUUGAUGACAUCAACACGUUCAAUUCUGCCACGGGCGAAUGGAUGGAACAUUCAGAUGGUGCUGGAAUCAUACGCAAAGACGUUCUUGCGGCACUAGUGAGCACUUUCCCCUUCGGUCCCAAGGAACCGAGUCAUGUCUCUGUGAUUCAGAUCAGGCUUGGAGGGGCAAAGGGAGUUCUGGUAGGAUGGGACUUCAAAACUUUGCCGGGAGGAGUCAACUUUCCACACCGUGAUCUGCAUCCUGGAGUCAAGCAGUUCCAAAGUAGUGAUCUACAGAAUUGCGACGUGUUCUUACGCCGAAGCAUGGUGAAAUUCAAGGCCCUGUAUGAUACAUUGGAGGUUGUGUCUAUUGGCAGCCACGUUCCGUAUUACUUGAACCGAAAUGUCAUCUUAAUCCUGAGCCGCCAGGGAAUAUCUGACAGGACUAUUCUCGGUUUGCAAGCAGAGAUGCUUGAAAAGUUGAACCGUAUGCUCACGGAUCGACAAUUUGCGUGCUCGUUUAUUCGAAGUCUCAGCGGUCCUGAUAGCAGCCUCGUUUCGACUCUAGUGCAGAUGCUCGGCGCUGGUUUGGAACCAAACGAGGACCCUUUCCUUUUCUCUUGUCUGCACGCAACACGAGCACACCACCUUAUGGGUCUGCGGAGGAAGGCCAGGAUCCAUGUCGACAAGGGUGCAGUGCUGAUUGGGGCGAUUGACGAAUUGGGCCUUGUCCCCGAGGGUUGCAUUUUCUGUCAAGUUCGAAUGCCACGAGCAGAAUCGACAAACGAGGACGAGGAAGAUGGCGACGGGUUUCAGCCGGUCUUAGGACCAGUUCUGGUAACAAAGCAUCCUGUGAUGCACCCUGGUGAUCUUCGAAUGCUGCUGGGGGUUGACAUCCCACAGUUGCGAGGCCACAAGAAUGUCGUUCUGUUCAGCCAGCAUGGUGAAAGGCCCGAAGCCAACAAGAUGAGCGGCUCGGAUCUUGACGGCGAUCAGUUUGCACUGACCUGGGAUGAGAGGCUAUUCCUGUCGAGCACUGCUGAUCCAAUGGAUUAUACACCAUCGACAAAGGCACCGGAGGCCAAGGCCAUAAACAAUGCAUCUCUUAUCGACCACUUCAUUGAUCAUGCACGGGCUGACAAUGUUGGACGUAUUGCCAUGCUCUGGUUGGAUCAUGCGGCCGACAAAAAGGAUGCUGGCUGUGAAGAGUGUUUAGAACUCGCCAACCUUCACUCGAUUUCAGUGGACUUUCCAAAGAGUGGCAUUCCGGCUGUUGUUCCCAACAAUCUGAAGUUCCCCAGCACCCAUCCACGAGCUCAUUGGCGCGAGUUUAAGGGAGGCAUAUCUUUCCACUGCGACAGCAUUGUGGGCAAGCUCUAUGAUCAAAUCAUAGAUGAAAUCAGACGAACCGCGAACAGUUUCACAAGAGCUGGCUAUGAAACCGCUGGCGCAGGUCGAUUCAGAGACAAGAAUGGCCAAAUUCUGUUCCUGGUGGAUCCAACAGGUAUUAUCAAGUGCAAGCAGGAAAUAUACAACCCCUCAGUCCCCAGGCGGCUUGGAUGGUCAUUGAAUGAUGGGCUGAGUAACAAACUGCUAGCUUUUGCAAAUGAACAGCGGCAUGAGUUCGAGCGGCAAUUGAUCGGGCUGAUGAAUCAAUACAGAAUCGAAUGUGAAGGUGAAAUUGCCACGGGCUGCAUUCUCAAGUACCACAAACUCUAUCAACGACGGAGGCACGAUGUUACAGAAGAGGUCCGCAGACAGUUCGGACUCCUUAGAAGAGAGUUCCGGAAUGAGUUCUUCCGGGCGGCAAACAAGAUGUUGAACAACAAAUUCAAUGAAUAUCUUAGCGGUGUGGUGGACGACGAAGACGACGAGCCACGGGACGAAGACUUGCAAUGGAUUCAGGACGCCGCAACAACUGCUUCUGAUACAUCUGUUCCUUGCGGCAACGCGAAGGUUGAGGCCGCAAGGGACUGUUCACGCAAACUUGCUGCUGCUUACUACAUGGCGACGUACAGUCCCGAAAUGCACAAUGUCGAUGUUCGCUCUGCACUUUUCAGUUUCCCAUGGGUGGUUGUGGGUGACGUGAUCACCAAGGGAUUGACCAAAAACAGCGGCGCAAGUUGAAGGUUCUGACAGUUGACGGCUAAAGGCCUUGUGGCGAUGAUGUUGCUGACUCUAUCACCACGGAGUCCUCGUGCAACUGAAUUCUCAAAUCUGAAGCGACUAAUCUAUUCAUUGCUCAUGAUGGCUUGAUCCCCCGUUAUCCAUACAAAUAGCACCUUACUUUAAAUUAUAAUCGAUCCACCCUCAGC
Messenger RNA from Seminavis robusta, 4916 nucleotides. Lineage: Eukaryota; Bacillariophyta; Bacillariophyceae; Naviculales; Naviculaceae. The record is from the annotation of a GenBank genome assembly.